CAAGCUGAGAAACUCAAGAGGCAGAUGCUGUGAUGCUGAUGCUGCGACGGUGGAAGAGUGAAGUAGGGAGGGACGUUUCUCCUUGCUAAGGAUCCUGGUCGGGAGAGGAGCUGAACACGCCACACAGUCCCUGAGCUGCAGAAGCCCUUUUCUGCAUCCCUCCCCCCUCACUCCUGCUCUUGCUCCUGCUCCCACUGGGGAGGGAGGGAGGGAGGGAGGGAGAGAGGGAGGGUCUCUGGCCAGUUCUGGCUCUUUUCCCCCUACUCUGGUAACGGAAGUGCCAGGCGCCUUUUAGCAAAGGGGUGGGGGCACCGGAGCGGGAGGGGGGCAUGGAGCCUGUCCGGGAGCCCCCCAGGAGGAGCCGGCCCCCUCCGCCACCCGCUCCAGCCGCGCCGGCUUCUUUGCCAAGAGUCCUCUCCCCUGGGGACGGGGAGGGACGGGGCCCGGAGGUGCUGCUGAGAAGAUCGGGAUCCGGGUACGAGGGCAGUACCAGCUGGAAGGCGGCCUUGGAGGAUACAACGACUCGCCUGUUGUUGGGAGCCAUUGCAGUCCUGCUUUUUGCCAUUCUUGUUGUGAUGAGUAUACUUGCUUCCAAGGGUUGCAUCAAGUGUGAUGCUCCAUGCCCAGAAGACUGGUUACUCUAUGGAAGGAAAUGCUAUUUCUUUUCUGAAGAACCAAGGGAUUGGAACACUGGGCGCCAGUACUGUCACACUCAUGAGGCAUCCCUAACUGUGAUCCAGAGCCAGAAGGAGCUGGAAUUUAUGUUCAAAUUCACUAGGAAGGAACCCUGGAUUGGCCUCAGGAGAGUAGGAGAUGAAUUCCACUGGGUCAACGGAGAUCCAUUUCACCCAGAUGAGUUCUCCGUCUCAGGUCAUGGGGAAUGUGUCUUUGUGGACCCCACUAGACUUGUCACAUCAGAUUGCCUGAUGACCAGACCCUGGGUAUGCAGUAAGAUGGCGUACACGUGAGGCAAGGGUGUGGCAAUGUGGGAAGCAGGCCAGCACAUGCCUUUCCCUGUGCCUUGGCCCAGUGAUGAGAGGACCCCCACUCUCACCCCGAUACUCACUUCGGAGCCACAGACCCUGGAAGUUUUCUCUGUCAGCCAUGCAGCUGUGAGACAUAGUAUAUUAUCCCCAGGUCUCAGUCCUGGGCUCCUGGUUCCCUCCUCCGCACAUAUCCUAUCAACUUGCUGCACCAUCCUAGACAGGCUCUGAAGCCUGUCUAUGCCUCUACCCUCCCCUUUGGCUAAGUAGCUCAAAACUAUGCUUUCCUCAAGGCCACGUGUGGGCACCAUGUAUGACUGUUGCCUGUAGUGAGGGAUAACAAAGCGAAUGUUUACCAUUAACACCAAUGUCACCUCACAUUUAUUGCAGCUCCUACAUUUAUUGUAGCCCCAAGAAACCAGGUAGCUCCUCUACUUAUUUUUCUUGAUUGAAGGGGUCCUUGCUGAUAUUUUGGAAUCACUGAAUUUUACCUAAUUCCAUUGGUUUUUAACUUAAUUUUUUUUGAGAACUAAAAUAUUUCUAUUUUUCUUUGGAAAUAUUUAACCCAGCCCUACCCUCACUGAUUCUGACAGAAUCCCUUAAGUCAUCCCUUUCUCCCCAAAUCCUUUGGUUUUUGCACUUUCUGAUUGUGGUCAGGAGACCUUGGUCUCCCUGACUUUCCUUCCCAAUGUAGGCUUCAAGAUUUGCCUCAGAGGGACCCAGUUUAGAGUGAGCGGCAAUUGUCCUUUGACACUGUCCUGACACCUGCUUUGGAGCAUUUCUAUUGCACAACAUAGUAGUACUGGUGCUUAUAGGAAAAAUAAAAGGACUGUCCUAGGUUACUUACAAUGUGGAACAUGCCCACCUUACCCAAGACCCAUAGCCCACUUUCCCACCCUACCCAUCUCUGUCCUCAUCAUAGUGAGAGGGAGGGUUCCUUAGCCAUCAUGUUGAAAAAGUUCCAUGUGGUGCUGGGGAGGUCCAAGUGUCCACUCUCAUGAUCUCUUAGUCCCUUGCUUUGCCUUCCAUUCUGCUUCCUUAGUGCUCCUCUGGCAGGCACCCUGAUUGUAUCUGUGGAUGAUGUACUGAUUACUAAUGGAAUAAAGACCUCCCCCCACAACCUCCCGGGGAGAAAACA
Molecule: messenger RNA, 2121 nt
Organism: Dromiciops gliroides (monito del monte)
Lineage: Eukaryota; Metazoa; Chordata; Mammalia; Microbiotheria; Microbiotheriidae
Gene: CLEC2L
Product: C-type lectin domain family 2 member L
Exons: 5
Coding region: 330-968 (212 amino acids)
Source: RefSeq, a predicted model, not a curated record